AUGCCGACGCUGACGAAGCUGUACAGCAUGGAGGAGGCCGCCCUCCACAACACGCCCGAGGACUGCUGGGUCGUCGUCGACGGCAAGAUUUAUGACGUGACCAAGUAUUUGGAAGACCAUCCUGGGGGUGCCGAUGUUCUGCUCGAAGCAACCGGUAAGGAUGCUACAGAAGAAUUUGACGAUGCUGGGCACAGCAAGAGUGCCAAGGAGCUAAUGCAGGACUACUUGAUUGGGGAGUUGGACCCAACUCCUGAGAUUCCUGAGAUGGAGGUUUUCAGGAAGGAGCAGGACACGGGAUUUGCCAGCAAGCUUAUGGACAACGUGGUGCAGUACUGUGCAAUCCCAGCAGCUGUAAUUGGGAUAUCAGCUGUUGUUGCCAUAUUGUACGCGCGAAGGAAGUGA
This is a messenger RNA of Miscanthus lutarioriparius, 402 nucleotides long. The record is from the annotation of a GenBank genome assembly. NCBI's taxonomy places the organism in Eukaryota, Viridiplantae, Streptophyta, Magnoliopsida, Poales, Poaceae.